This is a messenger RNA of Nicotiana tabacum (common tobacco), 1124 nucleotides long. RefSeq lists its product as uncharacterized. The record is from RefSeq and is a predicted model, not a curated record. NCBI's taxonomy places the organism in Eukaryota, Viridiplantae, Streptophyta, Magnoliopsida, Solanales, Solanaceae.
GCUAAUAUGUCCCCUUUUUAUUAUUUUGGUCUUUUGUGCAAAAUUUACAGUAUCGUGUUACCGGAGCCAAAACACGAAGCUGCUAGUGUCACUUCUCUCUUUGAAGCAAUUAUCUUCAUCCCUUAAAAAUUACAACUUCAAAAUUCCAAUCCAGUUAAAGCUUGAAUUUGAUGUUUUGGGUGUGAAAAUGGAGGAGAGUGGCCCAAGUAGAGAAGAACCGACAUCAUGGGAAGACCUUUACAAAGUAAAUUUGGUGCCUUCAGAGCUUUUUCUCAAAUUUAGAAAAGAAAUUGAGGGUUUUCGGGUUGGCGUUAACUUGGAGUUUUAUAACAAUCCAAGCAAUGAAUAUCUUGCAAAACUGGUUUUAAAGCCUUUAGCCCCUGAACGGCGAUGGAAGUUCAUAUGUGAGCCUUUGCAUCAUGAAGUGCGCCUUCUAUCGAAAAAGAUCCCAGUAACAAAAUUUCUGAAUCUUCAGGUAGGAAUAGGCCAUAAUUUUCAGAUGCAUGCAACAGGCUGGAAAUGGAAGCUCACGACUUGUUUGGGUGGAGAUGGUGUCUCCAGGAUCCGGAAUAAGACGUCACUUGGAUUAUGUCCCGGUGUGGAUUUUCGUUUCGGGUGGAGAGCAGACUAUGUUCUUCCUGAAAUUACUGGGGCUGUAGGAACCGGUGAACCAUUGUUCAAUAUGAAUUCUGGACGAUUAGAAGCAUCACUGGAUAGAGUGGAGGCCAUUUUUAGCCAAUAAGAAUACUUGUAAACUAAGCAUACACAAGAACAAAUAGGAGUGAGCAGCGCGUAAUGGUGGGUUGUAUAGCAGUGCGUAAAAUGGAUAUGUGGUCAACCAUGGUGGGUUGUAUAGCCAACGGCAUACUUCAUAGUGUGUGCGUUCCAAGAGCUGAUAUCUUUGAGAAGUGAUGAUCAUGUUGAAAAUACCAGCUCAUCUCAAAUCCUGUUGUGCAGAUUAUUAUUUUCUGCGUUCUUUAAUUUCACUUCUACGCAGUUUUUGAUGUACAAAGCAGGAUCAGUAAAUUUUGUUUUUCAUUAUUCAGUUUUGGUACACGAUGCCUUCAGUCAAUGUGGAAAAUGCUCAAAGUAACCUCAAUUGAAAUGAUGGCUUUUUUGGAUCG